Molecule: messenger RNA, 2808 nt
Organism: Rattus norvegicus (Norway rat)
Lineage: Eukaryota; Metazoa; Chordata; Mammalia; Rodentia; Muridae
Gene: Vcf1
Product: VCP nuclear cofactor family member 1
Source: RefSeq, a predicted model, not a curated record
AUGGGGAGGCGCGGAGGAGACACCGGAAGUAGCUGUGGUACGGGUGGGACUGAGGGGUACUCACCGCCGGCAGCCUCCACCCGCGCGGCAGUCAGAGCUCAGGCCCGUGGGGGUGGGCGUGGCGGUCGCCGGAACACAACUCCGACUGUUCGCUGUCGGCGCGGGGCGGCGCCGCGUCGCUCGCCUUCACCAGCUGCCAUGAGCGAGCGCCUCCGCCCCAGAAAAAGGAGAAGAAAUGGCAGUGAUGAUGACAACCACCCUCCUCCACAGACCAAAAGGAGCAGUAGGAACCCCAUCUUCCAGGACUCCUGGGACACAGAGGUAAUAGUUGGCCACUCCCGGAAAUCACUUGUGGCAUUGACUCACCUGCAGCUGCUACACUGGAUCACAGGCUUUGUUGUCGGAAAGCUGGAGGAAGGUCAGAAGAAGGCAUUGGAAUCCUUGGAACCGGAGUUUGAAUGGUUUCGAGCCACCAUGGAGAUGCAGGGAACUGGACCUUGGUCCUCUGUGAGAGUAACUAGUACUUUUACCUUCCGAGCGCCUCCAGCUGUCUCUUCUAGAGGAUGCACUGAGACUGUCUUCAAGCAGUGACAGCGGUGGGAGCAGCAGCAGCAGCAUCAACAGCCCAGACAGGGCCAGUGGGCCAGAGAGCAGCCUGAGCCACAUCAUCCCUGGAUCCUGCCCCAGUACCCCCCAGCCGAUGCCCGAGCAGUCUGCACUGUGCCAAGGCCCUUACUUCCACAUCAAUCAGACCCUGAAGGAGGCUCACUUUCACAGCCUACAGCACCGAGGCCGGCCUCCGACAUGAUGCUCCGGCAGUUUCUUGCCUUCUGUGAAGGGACAGCACUGUGCAGAUUGGAUAUUUCAACUUAAUGAUUUGUUUUUAAAAGUUGCACACACACACAAAAAACUGCCUGUUGGCUUUCAGUCUAUAUUUGAGUACCGGGUCAGCAGGCGCUGUUUACUUGGGUUUUGCUGCACUAUUGCGAUUUCAGAGGGGCUUGGGAGCAAUUUUUUAUAGGAUUCUUUUGAGAGAGGGCAUCAGAUCCACGUCAUGGCAGUGUAUGAGGAAGUCUCAUCUGACUGAUUUCCACAUCUGUCACUUAGAUGCUAUACUGUAUGUAAAAGAGCCUCUUAAAAAAUGUGGGAUCUUAACUUUUUUAAUUCAAUAAACUAGUAAAGAAUAUCUAGUUUCCAUGAAAAAAAAAUGUAAGUUUCUCCCUAAAUGUAGGAAGCUUGGCUCAGUGUUGCACUGAAGUUAACUGCCAUACUACCUCUUAGUAUGUAGAUGUCUGUGGAAAUGCUCUCCCUUGAAACAGAAGAGUUGCCCACUCUGAAGACCAUGGAAGUUAAGCCCCUUUCCUAGUUGUGGUCUUUGUUUUAUAUUUGAAUUUCCGGGGAGAAUAUCACUUCCAUAUCUAUUUUUUUCUGGUCUGUAGCCUAGACGCUAUAGAGAACAUUGUGCAGUUCUCAAAGUCAAGAAAUACCUAGUAACUGUCUUACGAACUUGUGUAUUAACAGCUUAACUGCUAGCUCCUUGCAGUGCCCAUGACCAAGGCAGCGGUCAGUGCAGAUCAAGUGCAAGCUGCCCGACAGCUGGAGGGAGAGAGGUUUAACUCAUGCCUGCGGGUACCCGGCCCUGCUAGGGGUCGCCGCAUUCUUAUCAUUGGAGCUGGAGAGAUUGGUGUGGUGUAGAAACCUGAGCAAAGGCACCGCUAGGACAAACAGUGCGGUAGGGUUUAUUUAGAGCCUGGGCGUUGUUCCAUGCUACUUGGUCAUACUAGAGAGCCAGGCGAGCUUGAACAAUGAAGGUGCAGGUGAGCCGUCUUCCUCACUUGCAAGCUGUCUGAAUAGAGAGCCAGGAUGCGCCGUUGGGUCACCUACUCUGGAGAGUGCCGGGGGGCCAACCUGCCGUUAGAAGAAGAGGAAGUGCCUUAAGCGUCCACCCAUAGCCUCCUGCCUGUCCCCUUCACUGCACCCCACUCAGAGGCCACACAGCACAGGCAACAGCGCUGAGGAGUGGGGAUGGCUCUAGAGAGGAGGAUCUGACAGGGACACACUGGACCAGAGCAGGUUACUAUGUGACACAGUUGCAGUGUGAAGGAGGCCCAUGCCAGGAGGGGAGUGAACAUGCAGUGCCUUCCAUGGCCUGCUCCUCUGAGGGCCACAGCAUGGAAGGGCUGGCCCCGUGACAUGGGAACUACUGUCAUGAAGCCCAGAGUUCAGAAAGUAGUUUUUUUUUUUCUUUCAGGACUGUUUUCCAGAUUUUAAAAACAGAUGUUUGCUGAGGACUCAGGAUCUUACUGGGUUUGUUGGCAAGGAAUGUGGGAAAGGAUACUUUACUGGAAUUCUAACAGUAAGGCAAACAGUGCUAUGAGAAGCGAAGCUGUCGCUGUCAAGCACACAUGUACACAACACAACCCAGAAAUACCCAGGAGGGCUCCGGCAGGCCUAAUGGAUGGCGUCCUACUGAAACAAAACAUGUAUUAAUAAAACAGUGUGUGAGGAAGCAUGUUUCUUCCCAUCUCCCACCCAAGUAAAGGCACAGGUGAGACCGUCUGAAGACAAAGGGUCUUCCCACGUUCUGAACACAGUGUUGGGGCACAGUCAUUCUUUCACCCCACAAAAUGCAAGAAGCCAUCUCUAUCGUGUGCUGUGCGGUUUUCACAGCCUGGGGUCUGGCUCUGGGUAGAUUUCUAUUUUGAGGUGUUUGCACGAGUCAAUGGGUAUCUUUCUAUGAGCUCAAGCUAGUGAACCCUGUCUUCUCUACUGCGCCGCCAUUAAAAGCAGCCUUAGUGCAUUGCUGUA